AUGAUUUUGCAGUCUGCUAGGCUGUCGGUUGAGAUGGAGGCUCCUGGCGCAAACUGGGAAAAGGACGAUGACAACCAGGAGGUGGGCUUGGAAGGAGCCAUCCUUGGGUUGGGAGGAUGCCGGGGAAUCAAGAGGAAGUUGAUCCAAUUUGAAGUAGCCAAGUCAGGAUCUAUCGAACCAGCUCAAAGCGUACCUUUUCUUAGAAGAAACCAGGCGAGACAGAAUGGGCGCAAGACUUCUCAGUUUGGGCCUCAUAUUUCUCCUAUAUACCAUGUUCGUAUGGUGGCGCUUCAGCGAGGUGCUUUAGCAACUCGACUGCUUCAGGUUUGUCUUCUUUUGAUACCUGAAAGUGGGUUUGCAAUAUGGACUUUUGUUGUUUAG
Microthlaspi erraticum is the source of this 381-nucleotide messenger RNA. The record is from the annotation of a GenBank genome assembly. Lineage: Eukaryota; Viridiplantae; Streptophyta; Magnoliopsida; Brassicales; Brassicaceae.